Heterobasidion irregulare TC 32-1 is the source of this 416-nucleotide messenger RNA. RefSeq lists its product as uncharacterized. The transcript has a single exon. NCBI's taxonomy places the organism in Eukaryota, Fungi, Basidiomycota, Agaricomycetes, Russulales, Bondarzewiaceae. The record is from RefSeq and is a predicted model, not a curated record. The coding region runs from base 108 to 284 and encodes 58 amino acids.
CACGUUGCUCGUGUUUCGACAGGACAGCCGAAAAAAAAACACGAGUGGUGAUGUUGCGUUCUUUUCUAUCUUUCGGGAAUCGGGUUUCUUUUGCUUUUUCUUCGAACAUGCACGGUGCUCGGAUGAGUUUUCUUCGGCCUUUCCUCUCCCCCUUCACGCUUAUGAUCUCCUCUGUGAACGCGGUACAUUCCAUGCUUCUCCUUCCUCUGGGCUCAAUAUUCUUUCCGCAUAUGUUUAUCUUUUUAUUCGAGUUGCUUGUCUACGAACAUUCACAUACGACGUGAUACCAUACCAUACAGUACGACUCACCACCGCAGAUAAAGACGGACUUGUUCACUCCAUAGAGUUGUUCACUAGCUUACGAUUCUGUAUGUGGUACUUACUCUUCGAUACACGCACAAUGGCACUGCAGUUGU